Messenger RNA from Symbiodinium pilosum, 1713 nucleotides. Lineage: Eukaryota; Dinophyceae; Suessiales; Symbiodiniaceae. The record is from the annotation of a GenBank genome assembly.
AUGGGAAUGGUUAUGUCCACAGUCAGCAAAAAGAGGCUUUGGCAGGUAGCCUUGGAGCUGAUCCCGCAUUUCAAAGAGAGCAGCGUUGAGGCUGAUGUGAUUGCAUACAAUGUUGGGAUUUCUUCGUGCGAGCGUGCGCAAUCUUGGAGCAAGGCCGUAGAACUCCUGCAGGUCAUGAACGAGCAAGGCUUAGCGCCGGACGAAGUCACCUUCAACACGUUGAUGGCAGCUUGUGGCAAAUUGUGGGCCUCUGCACUGAGCUUCCUGGAAGGUGCAACCGUCACGCCUGGACUGUCUGCCAGCACAUACACAUUUAACUCCUGCCUUGGGGCGUGCGAACGCUGCUGGCAGUGGAGGGUGGCAGGGAGUCUUUUCGAUGAGAUGGGGAUCGGCAGCGUGGAGCCCGAUGUCUAUUCUUUCACCUCAGCCAUCAACGCUUGCCGUGGCAAAGCUUGGUCGUGGUUGGCUGCCUGUGAGUUUCUUGAAAAGAUGACAGCGCAGACGGCUGUCCCGAAUGAGAUCACAUAUAGUUCACUUAUGCAAGCUUGUUCUGCAGGCAGCCAAUGGCAAUACGCCCUGCACUGCUUCAACGUAAUGCAGGCGCAGUCUGUUGCACCGGGUGCCAUCACCUACAACAUUGCCAUCCGUGCAUGUGCUGACGGAGCCGAUAGCUAUGCAGCCUUGCUCGCAGCGCUGGAGGCUCGGCAGGAAAUCGAGCGCAGUGCCGAGCAGGGCCCCUGCGGACGAGCACUGCCUCGUCCUGUUUCUCCACCAGCCUAUGUUCCAUGUCCAGCUAGCACCACAUCUCUUGACAGUUCCGAGACAUGCGAGAUGAUCACAGAUCUCCUGGAAGAGUUCACUGAGCGAAUACAGAGCUUCUUUUUAGCUCUGAUGGGGUUCAACCAUCCUCACAUCGAGCGGUUGCAAGCGGCACUGGAUCAGCAGGUCAAAGCGCUGGGCCAAGGGCUAAUGAAGGCCAUGGAAUUGAAGGAUGCCUUCUGGACUUUGAGACGGGCAGUCAGCGAAAGCCAAUGGUGGAACAAGCUCAAGAAGUGUCAGCGACAAUCGAAAGAGCGCGCCACCAUGGCCGCUGAGGAGGCCUCCAAGCGACAGGAAGCGCUGGAGGUUUCUGCGAUGGCAAGGCAGCAGGCAGCCAGGGCACAUGCCGUGGCAGCCAAGCAGGUCAACUCAGGUCCAGAGGCCGCUGUGGUGGUUUGCUUUGGUCGCUGGAGCAAGCUUGCAGAGCUGAGACAGUCGAGGACGCUGAUGGCGGCCUUUGCACAGGGCCGGCAUGUCCGAGCAUCAUCGGCGAGCCUGCUGCAGUCUGUUUUCCUGCAUUGGCAGCAAGCAUCAAGCAGCAGCGCGCGCGAGCGGGCCCUUGGGGCUGAGAGCAAGGCAGCAGUGAAAGCUGCGGCUGUCCAAGUGCAGAGGGCCAAAGCUGCUCUACAAACCGUUAUCAGCGCAACGGACAGGCAGACACUGUCAACCGUUUGGAAGUGCCUUGGAGGUUGGCAGGUUCUGACGUUGAGGUCGUGCCAACGUCGGUGGAAAGAACGGGCUGUGGCAACUGAGCUGGUCGUUCAUCAGGAGGGCGCGCUGCGCCAGCGGCUAAUGCACGCACUGGGCCGUAGAUGCGGCGAGGGUAACGUGCAGAACAUCAUGAAGGUAGGAAGGAACACAUUAGGACAAGACCCUGUGAUAGGGACAACGUGA